CCCGUUACUCCAAACCAGCCAUCCAGCUAUAUCAGUACCUAUAUUUCGCAUUUCUCCGAACAUAGACAUACACCCCCCUAUAGCCCGCGCCUCUCACAAAGCACACGAUGCCCCCAACGCUAAUCCUAAUCCGGCACGCGGAGGCGCUGCACAACGUCAACCGCGAAUACCACAUCCCGGACCCGGAGCUGUCGCUGCUCGGGUUGCAGCAGUGCAAGGAUCUGCGUGACCACCUCCGGCAGCACUUGCCGCUGGCUGACGAGGCGGAGCUGGUGGUUGUGAGCCCGAUGAGACGGACCCUGCAGACGGCGCUGGGAGGCCUGGAUUGGUUGAUCAAGAAGGGGGUGCGCGUGCGCGUGGAUGCCUUGUGGCAGGAAAACUCCGACAAACCUUGCGACACGGGCAGCCCUAUCCCGAAAUUGCAACAGGAAUUCACGCAGGUGGACUUCUCCGAUCUUGAUGCCACCUAUCCCGAAAAGCGAUCUCCGAAGGACAACAUUUACCGCUUCACGCGCUCCGCCGUAGUUGCACGUGGUCAAUCGGCUCUUGCAUCACUCUACGAUCGUCCCGAAAAGGUUAUCAUCGUUGUCAGCCACUCGGGCUUCCUGCGCUGCGCCGUCAGCGGGCGCAGGUACGCAAAUGCGGACUACCGGGUCUUUGAAUUUGUUGAGAAGUACUCCAGGGGCCAGUACGAAUUGAAGGAGCGGGAGAGCACAGAGGGAAGCGGGGGCAUGGGCAGAAGUGAGAAAGGUGUGGCAGGUAUUGUGGAGACGGAUUUUCCAGAGGAGGAGGCCUUGAAUGGGGUUGAGGAGAAGUUGGGAGAGAGGACGCAGAAGGAGGCUGUGGCGGAGGUGCCCAAGAACUGAUUUCAAAAUCUGUUUGUUGUCGAUAGAUAGACCGGAAGAGGGGCAUAUGUAAGCUCAGAGGGCGAUCCAGCGUUGGCAUAACCUUAGACAUGUCGGUAGACAAUUGUACAGCGGUGUGAGCAUGCCAUUCGACGUCUCCG
Molecule: messenger RNA, 1006 nt
Organism: Aplosporella prunicola CBS 121167
Lineage: Eukaryota; Fungi; Ascomycota; Dothideomycetes; Botryosphaeriales; Aplosporellaceae
Exons: 2
Coding region: 108-866 (252 amino acids)
Cellular component (GO): cytoplasm
Molecular function (GO): phosphatase activity
Source: RefSeq, a predicted model, not a curated record